AUGUCCGGAAUUGCGGCACUUGCAAAGUUCAAGAAACUUUGCGUUACUAACGACUUGAUAAAAGACGCAGCCAAUCCCAAUGGCGAUGACAUUCGAUCCGGUAUUGUUGAUGACGGAACAUUGUUCCGAUUUCUUAGGGCACGUAACUAUGAUGUGGAAAAGGCCUUUCAACAAUACCAGGCGACACGAAAGUGGCGGGAUGAAAAUCAGCUCAUAGAAUUGUACGAGACAAUCGACGUGUCAAAGUACGAAGAAACGCGAAAAUUGUAUACCCACUGGACUGGUCGCAGAGAUCGCAACGGCGUUCCGUUAUUUCUUUUCGAGAUUGGACAGCUGAGCCCAAGUCUCAUGGCCGCGUACAAGGCCUCCUGCUCAUCAACGACCGAUACGGUGACAGGGACAGAGUCUCAGGCCAUGCUACGGUUGUUCUGCACGUACGAAAACCUAAUACGAUUUGUGUUUCCUCUUUGCUCCACGGUUCAAUCCCGACCCAAUCCAGGUAUACCCAUAACGCAGGCUACCUGUAUUGUAGACAUAUCAGGGGUGGGCUUACUUCAGUUCUGGCGGCUGAAAACCCAUAUGCAAGCUGCCAGCUCAUUGGCUACUGCACACUACCCAGAGACGCUUGGAAGAACCUAUAUCAUUGGUGCGCCAUCCUUCUUUCCCACAGUCUGGUCCUGGAUCAACAAAUGGUUCGACCAGAACACGGUGUCGAAGAUUUUCAUAGUUCCUCCUGGGCAGGAGUAUUCCAUGCUGUCUGAGCUUAUAGAUCCCAUCAACAUACCUCAUAGAUAUGGUGGUCAAUUCGAUUUUGACUUUGGCAUGGUUCCGGACCUUGAUUCAGAGAUCAUGGAGAGGAUGAAAUGGCUAAAAGAUGAGAAUGGACAAGUCUUUGAGGAAUUGCCUCUGGGGCCUAUGCGAUGGAUUGAGCAACAGGAUGGGACCAGAACGGCGAUUGCUGUCGGGACUGUGAAUCAAGCACAACGGAAGAUGGACAUCAUGGCGCUUGGUAACUAG
This is a messenger RNA of Pestalotiopsis fici W106-1, 1017 nucleotides long. RefSeq lists its product as uncharacterized. The record is from RefSeq and is a predicted model, not a curated record. The transcript has 4 exons. NCBI's taxonomy places the organism in Eukaryota, Fungi, Ascomycota, Sordariomycetes, Amphisphaeriales, Sporocadaceae. The coding region runs from base 1 to 1017 and encodes 338 amino acids.